Molecule: messenger RNA, 981 nt
Organism: Oncorhynchus kisutch (coho salmon)
Lineage: Eukaryota; Metazoa; Chordata; Actinopteri; Salmoniformes; Salmonidae
Gene: nts
Product: neurotensin
Exons: 4
Coding region: 194-667 (157 amino acids)
Cellular component (GO): extracellular region
Molecular function (GO): neuropeptide hormone activity
Source: RefSeq, a predicted model, not a curated record
UACAGCCAGGAGGACACAGUCACACACUGUCACUGCCAGGAAAAAGAGAACACAAGGAGAAACAGACUGAGUGAGUACACUCCUUCUCCACCUCCACCUCCAUCUCUGUCUCUCUUUCUGCAUUUGACCCCUAACCCUAUGGACUUGGGUCCUGCUUAGCUAGCUGGAUUCAGAGUGUGGGAUUUUCUCCAAGAUGCAGACACAGUUGGCGUUUGUGCUUCUCCUCUGUUUGCCGUGUGGCGUAUUAUGUUCAGAUGUUGACCAAGAACAGCAGGCGAUAGAAGAGGAGCUAUUGAGCAGUCUCUUUACUUCAAAGAGCAAGCAGAACGCCCCCUACUGGCGUGUGUCCCUGGUGAAUGUGUGCAGGAUGGUGAACAGCCUGAUAAACAGCCGGUUGUGGAGAGAACAGGUGGAGUAUAACACUGGGGAGGAGCUGGGGGAGAGGCUGGCCUCCCUGCCGGAGCCCUUGGAUGAGCUCCUCGAUCUACAGCACAUCUGCAGAGUACUGCAGCCCCGAGAGCUGCUUGACAAUUCUCAAGAGUACCUUGACGCCGAUCAAAACAGUGACAACCCGCUCAAAAGGAAAUCACCGUAUAUUUUUAAGAGGCAAGUGAAAAACACCAAAGCUCGGAGGCCGUACAUCUUGAAGCGGAGUACAUUUUACUGAUCCACCCCCGGGAGGAGAAAGAAAGACACUAUACAUUCUGUGGAUAUGUGACCAUACGUACUCUCUGUUGUAGUGUUAUUACUGAUGUUUCUGCAGUGUUUCGUCCAUACAGAUGAUAUCUCAAAUCUGUGUUUGUCACUAUAGGUCUCUACUCACAUUCUAGGCCCAAUCCUGCUCCAAAAAGAGAGGACCAAUUUAAAUAAAAGCAUACAAAAGCAGUAAGAAAAUGUGUAUCUUUUGAGAGACUUUAUAUUUACUAUAUUUGUUCACUCCAUGUAUUUUCUUUCCAAUGUGAUUAAACAAUACAUAUUUCA